Messenger RNA from Colletes gigas, 849 nucleotides. Its product is annotated as zinc finger HIT domain-containing protein 1. The coding region runs from base 36 to 500 and encodes 154 amino acids. NCBI's taxonomy places the organism in Eukaryota, Metazoa, Arthropoda, Insecta, Hymenoptera, Colletidae. The record is from RefSeq and is a predicted model, not a curated record. Gene Ontology annotation, molecular function: nucleosome binding. Gene Ontology annotation, biological process: chromatin remodeling. The transcript is spliced from 3 exons. Gene Ontology annotation, cellular component: Swr1 complex.
AUUGAUUUAAUUUAAAGGAAUCUAAAUAAUUAAAUAUGGCUGCGCGAGAAUCUGGUAGGAUAAAAGACGCGUAUCAAAAACGAGUGCUCGACGAUGCAGCGCGCAGACGCAGGCAAAAGAAAGCGUUGGAAGCUUUGGAACAAGAUAACUUUCACGAUGAUCCGCACGCAGAUCUAGUAAUGAGCAAGAAAGUUCCAAAGUUCCAAGAGACUCUAGACAACAGAGGCGGCAGAAGGAAGAAAACUAGAUCAGCCGAAUAUUACAAGCAACGUUUUCGCAAAACGUUUGCUCAAUUGGUGGAAGAGGAUCUCAGCAUUAACCCAAAUUCCCCUAACUACGUUUCUGCUCAAGCACCGCCAUCGCGUUUCCCCGAAAGACAGUUCUGUGCAGUUUGCGGUUUCCCUAGCAACUAUACGUGUAUCCCGUGUGGUGCUAAAUAUUGCAGCAUGAAAUGCUUGGGCACUCAUCUAGACACGAGGUGUUUAAAAUGGACGGCUUAAUUUUUUAUAGAUAAUAAGAUACUAGGUAUUAAUCAUACACUUUAUGAAUUACAUUUCUUCCAUUGUAAAUAUAUCGGUACUAAUAACAGUAAGGAAAAGAAUAUACUGAAUAAAGUUUGUUAUUUUUAUAGCAAUUUGCGUCCUUGUCAUACUAAAGACCUUUUACGUUAAGAAAAUAUUUUUAUCGAAUGUUUUUAAACGUACCUAUUACUGCGCAGGUUUGGAAGUUCCUAAAUCUUUUACACAACGCGAACACUAAAUGUAUCUUAUUUGUAGUGUUAUGUAUACAAUUCUAUACGAGUUUCUAACGUAUGCUAUGUUUGAUAGUUCUUAAUCAGAAAUGUAUAUA